Messenger RNA from Paramecium octaurelia, 1235 nucleotides. Lineage: Eukaryota; Ciliophora; Oligohymenophorea; Peniculida; Parameciidae. The record is from the annotation of a GenBank genome assembly.
AUGGUUAUGCUGUUUUAAGGCUAAUAAGUAAGAUUAUCAAAAUUAUGGAUAGUUUUCCUUAAGGUUUAAUAGGAUUUUGAGAUUAGUAUUAGAACUUGAUCUUAGUUUUAAGAUCAACGAGACUCAAUCUCAAUGUUUAUAAAUAAAGGACAAUCUUACAAAAAUGUAUAUGUAUAUUAAUAAUCAAUAAACUUUAUUUGUUAAUUUUUAUAAUUUAUGAUAAACUACUUAUGUAAUUAUUUAUCUGUAAUUAGAACAAAGUGACUAUUCUUCAUUCCCUUUUACUGAGAGACAAGUGAGCUAUCUAGUUUUAAAUUAGAUUAACUCAGAAUCAAAAACAAAAUUCAAAGAUGAAUUCAAAAAAACAAUCAAGAAGAAUUCACUAUUGCAUUCCAUGAGAUUGCUGAAAGAGCAUGAAGUAGAUGAACCCACGCCAAUAGCUACAGAGAAGUAAUUAUAAACUAAGAAAUUUAUAAAUUUAAAACCUUUAAAAAAGGCCAUAGAAAAAAUAACUCUUAUGAGAUAAGAACAAUUGAGCAGAAGAAAAUCUGCAUAUGGUGAGCAAUUUGGUGAGAUGACAGCAAAAUAGUUCCAAAAUCUUCCAACAACUAUUGAAUAACAUAAAUAAAUUGAUGGAUAAAGAUUUGCCUUAACAAGUUUUGCUGAUAUUUUAGAGAGAAAAAAAAGAAAAAGAACAACCAAAAAGCAAAGUCUCUUAAGAUAAUUAUCGAAGUAAGAAUCUUUGGUUGGUAUGAAUUAUCCUUAUCAUAAUAGAAUACGAUCAUUUGGAAAGACCUCCAUCUUGUAAGACUCCUCCAAAGCAAAUAAUUAUUAAAUAACAACUUAAAUCUCAAUUAGAGUUAACAAAAGAAAAACAAUUCAAAUAAUUUGAUAAGAAGAUGAUUAACUUUUUGUCUGGAAAGCCAGAAGAAGUAAAAGAAUUUGUACAAAGAAAAAAAGCUUAUACGAUAAACUAUUAAGUGACUACUCCUUAAUCUUCCUCGAUAACAGGAAAUCAUAGAAACUCAACACUUUUUCCAAGCUUACAUAUAAACAAAUUUGAUAGAUGCUAAACUAAUUAUUAUGAAUCAAAAUAUGCACCUUAACUUAGUAACCGUUAGAUUUAGAACAGAUCUAGACCGUAUAUUAAAUAUAAUAGGACCUUAAUAAAAUUCAUAAAGUCAGAGAUAAAGAAUAGUUCAUAAACAAUGCAUAAGUCGAUUUAUAAUUUAUGA